Colletotrichum orchidophilum is the source of this 969-nucleotide messenger RNA. Its product is annotated as acyl-protein thioesterase. The record is from RefSeq and is a predicted model, not a curated record. Gene Ontology annotation, molecular function: palmitoyl-(protein) hydrolase activity; carboxylic ester hydrolase activity. Lineage: Eukaryota; Fungi; Ascomycota; Sordariomycetes; Glomerellales; Glomerellaceae. The transcript has a single exon. The coding region runs from base 1 to 969 and encodes 322 amino acids. Gene Ontology annotation, biological process: protein depalmitoylation. Gene Ontology annotation, cellular component: cytoplasm.
AUGACUGAAGCUGUAAACAAGGAGGAAGCUCCGGGCAUCAGACCCGAACCGCGACUGCCACUGCAUGCUUUCCCUCCGCCCAUGAUCAUAGCUCCGCAGAAACAGCCGCACCGCCACACCAUCAUCCUCUUGCACGGCCGAGGUUCCAGUGCCCGAAUCUUCGCACCAGCGCUUCUGUCCGUCCUUCUGGACAAUCCAAUCGCACCGCCAGGCCGGAAAACCUUCCAAGAUCUUCUCCCGCACGCGCGCUUCGUAUUUCCAACUGCACCGCGGUCGCGGGCAACCGUAUACAGACGGUCCAUUAUUAACCAAUGGUACGACGGGAGCGGCGACUGGGAGGAGACACUGUUGGGCAACGCAAGAGAGACGGUUCUGUUCAUACAUUCUCUGAUAGAAGACGAAGCUGUCCAGGUGGGUGGGACGGACAGAGUAGUGCUUGGCGGCUUCAGUCAAGGUUGCGCUGCUGCACUUCUUUGCCUCUUGCUGUGGCGAAGCAAGCCAAUUGGCGGCUUACUGGGUAUGUGCGGAAUGUUACCCAUGGCUGGCGUGAUGAGCGAGGUCAUGAUGGAAAGAAGCCGUCAAGUGGAUGAAAGACACCAGAACCCGCCAGAAUACUCCGAUGACGAUCUCUUCGAGCACCCUCAUGACCACUCAACCACCAGCUGGGAUGGGGUUCAAGCCAAACACAAUCCAGUGGAGCAAGCAUUGCGCCUCCUCGGAGAAGAAAUUGGCCUCUCGGUUCCAAAGCUGGCGACGCGUCUAUCACUCCAAGAGACACCCGUUUUUCUUGGUCAUGGAACUGCGGAUGACAAUGUUUCAUUACAGGACGGUCAAGAGGCAUCAAGAGUCUUACAGACCAUGGGCUUUGAUAUCGACUUUAAGACCUAUGAUGGUCUAGGUCAUUGCUAUUCAAAGGACAUGCUGAAAGAUAUGAUUGAAUUCCUCAGAAACAGAGCACCAGGCUCAUAA